UUUAAAUUUACUUUUCAAAAUCACCGAUUUAAAAUAAUUUGAAACUUUAUUUUUGACAAUCAGGAGAAGUGAUUUCGCCAAGAUGACUCCCAAACAAAUUAUGGAUAUAAUAUCCAAAGCACUUCUCCAUGCAGUCAAUUCCACUGUGAAACUCUUCCACUUCUCACGAAAGGAAGCUAAUUUCAAAACUGGUUCGAGUCCUCUCUCUGCCACUUCCCCAUGGGUUUCAGUUUGUUUUGGAAUACCAAACGUUCACCUUCUUCGUUAAUUCUUCAUCUAUAUUCCUCCAUUGGUCUUCACUUUAAACCAUCAUGAAACCUAUAAAUAUAUAUAUAUAUACCAUGCAUCUCUUCUCUUCACAAUCACCGCCUCAAUAUUUCUCGCACCCGAUUUUCAGUCUCAGAAUCUGAAUUAUCAUUUCAAAAUGGGUGGCCCCAAGCUUUCUGCAAAGAACAAGAGAAGUUUCGUUCCCAAUGAACAAGAAGAACACGCCAUUGUCCGCGUCGGCUCCCCGCCGAAGCCUCUCACUUCCGUUGCUCCGAUCGUUUCUUCCUACAACGACCGAAUUCGGCCGCUUAUCGAUGUCGUCGACAAGCUCCGUCAUCUCAACAUCAUGAAAGAAGGCAUUCAGUUGCUGACCAUCGUCGUCGUCGGCGACCAAUCUUCCGGCAAGUCCAGCGUUCUCGAGUCUCUCGCCGGAAUAAGCCUCCCCCGUGGACAGGGGAUUUGCACCAGAGUGCCGUUGAUAAUGAGGCUACAGCAUCACUCUGCUCCACAAACAGAGCUUUUCCUGGAAUUUAAUGGCAAAUCGGUGCGCACUGAUGAGACCAAUGUCUCAGAAGCCAUUAAUAUGGCAACUGAAGAACUCGCAGGCAACGGCAAAGGAAUAUCGAACGCCCCAUUGACAUUGGAAGUGAGAAAGAAUGGAGUUCCUGACCUUACGAUGGUUGAUCUUCCCGGAAUCACGAGGGUUCCUGUGCACGGGCAGCCCGAGAACAUCUACGAUCAGAUCAAGGAGAUUAUAAUGGAGUACAUUAGGCCGGAGCAGAGCAUAAUUUUGAAUGUUUUAUCGGCAACAGUCGAUUUCACUACUUGUGAAUCGAUUAGAAUGUCGCAGAUGGUCGAUAAAACUGGCGACAGGACGCUUGCUGUGGUUACCAAGGCCGAUAAAGCUCCUGAAGGUUUGAUGGAGAAAGUUACCGCCGAUGAUGUGAACAUCGGACUUGGUUAUGUUUGUGUAAGAAAUCGAAUAGGAGAUGAAUCAUACGAGGAGGCAAGAAUGGAGGAGGCUCGAUUGUUUGAAUCGCAUCAUUUGCUGUCAAAAAUUGACAAAUCCAUUGUUGGAAUUCCAGUUCUCGCUCAGAGAUUGGUGCAGAUUCAGGCCUCGAGUAUUGCGAGGAAUUUGCCGGAUAUUGUGAGGAGUAUAAACGAAAAACUCGGUGAGAAUUUGUCGGAGAUCAAAAAAUUGCCGAAGAAUCUGAGUUCUGUUGCGGAGGCGAUGACGGCUUUUAUGCGUAUCAUUGGAUCCGCUAAGGAAACAUUGAAGAAUAUUCUUAUUUGAGGGGAAUUUGAGGAAUAUCCAGAUGAUAAACAAAUGCACUGUACUGCUCGAAUAGUUGAAUUUCUGGAUAAUUACUCGGGUGAUGUACAUAGGUUUCCUGCAAAUGAUUCGAGAAGGGAUUUUCUGAUGGAGGAGAUCAGAAUCUUGGAGGAAGCAAAAUCAAUUGGAUUACCCAAUUUCCUUCCCCGAACCGCAUUUCUAGUAAUUCUACAAAGAAAAGUAAAAGCGAUUUCUUCUCUCCCCAUCGGAUUUGUAGAAACCGUCUGGAAUUACUUGGAAAACGUUCUUACUUCUGUUCUAACGAAACAUUCAGAAAAUUACUACCAGCUCCAGCUCUCCACCAAAAGAGCCGGCCAUGUCCUCAUAUCCAAGAUGAAGGAGAGAUCGAUGGAACGAGUUAUGGAGUUCGUCCAAAUGGAGAUGCUCACGGAUUAUACUUGCAACCCACAGUACAUUGAGAAAUGGAACAAACUGAUUGUGCAGCAAGAAUCGUUCAUGAAACAGCUAGGGAACGAUCAAGAGAUGCCCUCGAUAAUCUCGAUAGAAGGAUUUGGGGAAGUUCAAGUGGGGGCGCUUAGCCAAUACCUGCAUCUCGCUCCACAGGCGUUCGAUCUGAGAAUGAGAAUGACAGCGUACUGGAAGAUUGUGAUAAAACGAUUGGUGGAUUGUAUGGCGCUUCAUCUUCAAUACAGCAUCGAUAAUCUGAUCAACAAAGAACUAGAAUCGGAGAUCGUGAGGGAACUGUUAGGGCCCGGCGGAGUUGGAAUCGAGAAAAUGUUGGAGGAAUCUCCUGCUCUUGCUGUGAAGAGGGAGAAGCUCAGCCGGAGCAUUGGGCGGCUCCGGGAAUCGAGGGAGGUGGUGGCCAAUAUUCUUGAUCGGAUUGCUACUUUUGGCGGAUAGUUGAUUAUUAGUUCUGUUUGGCAAAAUUUUCCCGGAAAAUUUCUUGGUUUUUGUGGAGAGCAUUUGUUGAGCUUUGUAAACUAUAUUUUACUUAUAAUGUAUUUUGUU
Momordica charantia (bitter melon) is the source of this 2569-nucleotide messenger RNA. The record is from RefSeq and is a predicted model, not a curated record. Lineage: Eukaryota; Viridiplantae; Streptophyta; Magnoliopsida; Cucurbitales; Cucurbitaceae.